This is a messenger RNA of Nematostella vectensis (starlet sea anemone), 4279 nucleotides long. RefSeq names its product WD repeat-containing protein 44. Gene Ontology annotation, molecular function: protein binding. The transcript has 20 exons. The record is from RefSeq and is a predicted model, not a curated record. Lineage: Eukaryota; Metazoa; Cnidaria; Anthozoa; Actiniaria; Edwardsiidae. The coding region runs from base 179 to 2821 and encodes 880 amino acids.
GAUUGUGGGUAAUGACGAGGCGAUGUCUAACAAAAUGGCGGUCUUGCUUUCGAUCGAGAAUCACAAAGACGAGAAACAAUGAAUCGCAGAUCUCCUUAGAAUGAGGACUGCGCAUUUUGGAGUAUUUUAUUGAUAGCGCGUGUCUGCUGGUUGUGUGUUCUGCGCGUUUUGUCACGUCAUGGCGUCUGACAGCGAUUCCGAGGGGGAGUUCUAUGAUGCCCCCGAUUCGCACUGUGACAGCAGUUUUGGGACGCCAAAGGGAGACAUGAAUAUUGAGUCACCAGUUAAAGAACUCCUGCUAAAGACAGAUAGUGAAGUGAUAAAAAACAAAGACUUGGACAGACCAAGUACUCAUAUAAGUGAUGUCAUAGUCCCAACUUCAGACUCAUUAGAGAUUUCUUGUGAUACCCAAUCAACCCAAUCAGACAAUGCUGAAUCUAAUCAAGACUGUGGAGCUACAAGUGGAGGUGAAAAAAACUCUUCUUACCAAGCAGAACCAGCCCCACUGACCUCACCCCCUGCAGAUGUCCCCCCUGUUUGUCUCCCAGUUGUUAGUAAUACUAGUUUACCAAAUGAGCCUCAGAGCACUGAAGUAGUAAAAAAUACAGUAGGUGAUCCACCUCCCCCUGUUGCUCCGCCCAGGAGGAAGCGAAAGAAAAAGUCCGCUGGACAAGUUGAGGAUAAAGUUGAUGGGCCGGCAGCCUCAACACAGCAAGAUCCCUCGCAAACCGUUGCUGCAGUGUUAGCAGCACCCUCUAAGGAGUCCGAGGGUGCUUUAGGUGUGGCUGUUGCCUUAAUCUCUAACGACACAGACAAACAAACAGUGUUAGUUGCUGGUGCAAAAUGUACUGAUAAUGGAACAAUUAAAACUGCUGUGGGCUCUGUUAUCCAACCUGCUAGUUCUAUCAACAAUCCUGCAGAUCCUAGCAUUCAACUGGACUACAAAUCUCAGGAAAUGAAGGAAAUUUUAGCAAAAGCAAGCUCCACAGAGGUCAUUCCUGCCCUUACGUUAGACUCCCGCUUAAAAUCACACUCCGUUACUUCACUGGGGAGCAGUGGUAAUAAGUCAGAUAGUUUCAUGAGUUUAUCAAGUAAUGCAUCUAAUGGUCCAAUCAUGCGCAAGUCAGGUUCUUCUGCUUCUGUUGGAAGCAUCCAUUCUUUUCAACAUGGUGAGCUUGUGCGCGUCAGAUCAGCUUCAGGACGGCCACUUUCUGACAUUGAAAUUCUUGAGCAAGUGUUGGUGAAGAACCUGGAUACGGGAGAAAGUAUUCCACUUAGUCUUGCUGAGGAACGGCUUCCAAAGGGCACUAAUCCGCUUGCUUUACACAUCAUGCGACUCACCUCAGAGUACCACAGCAACUCAAAUUUGUCUACAAUUGAUGCUGAAGAUGGCAUUGAGGUUGGUCGUAAAGUCAAGAAAAAGACGAAAAAGCUGAAGAAGUUCUUAGGUAGGACAGUCAACAAGAUGAAAGUUGAGAAAAAGAUGAAGGACAUGACAAUCAAGGAGGGCAAGGAAUCUGUUCGCAGUGAAGAGAGUUCUUCUAGUGAUGAAGAUGGAGCUUCUCAGGAGACUCCUUCUGUCCCAUUCAUCAAGAUAAAGUCUGCCCAUGGCAAGGGCCCUGUGGAGUUUGAGAAACUCAAGUUGUUACAGGACCUGAGUGGGGAACAUGUGGGAGCUGUGUGGACUAUUAAGUUUUCUGUCUGUGGCAGGCUUAUGGCAACAGCUGGACAAGACCAUAUGGUGAGGGUUUGGGUGUUGAAAGAAUGCCAAGAAUCCUUCGAGGAGAUGAGGACAAAAUACUCCAAGCCUGCAGGCACAUCAUCUCAAACAAACUCUGAGGAGGAUCUAGAGAAAACACCCAAACAUGAUACAGAGGAUGCUCAAGAAGAUGGUAAAACUGAGGAUCAAGCAUCCCCAAGCAAAAAGGAGGAAGAAGAGGACACUGGUCCAUUCAUGAAAAAGCCAUUUUGUACAUACUGUGGACAUACGGGGGAUGUGCUAGACCUCUCCUGGUCUAAGAAUUAUUUCCUCUUGUCUUCUUCCAUGGACAAGACAGUAAGACUGUGGCAUAUCUCAAGAAAUGAAUGCUUAUGCUGUUUCCAGCAUAUUGAUUUUGUAACAGCAAUAGUCUUCCACCCAAGGGAUGAUAGAUAUUUUCUAAGUGGGUCAUUGGAUGGCAAGAUAAGAUUAUGGAAUAUCCCAGAUAAGAAAGUUGCACUGUGGAAUGAAGUUGAAGGCACAGGAAGCAACCUGAUCACUGCGGCUAAUUUCUGCUUGCAAGGCAGGUUUGCUGUCAUUGGCACCUACGAUGGUAGAUGCAUUUUCUAUGAAACAGAGCGUCUGAAAUACCACACUCAGUGGCAAGUUCGAUCUGGGCGUAAUAAACGAUCUCGUGGAAGAAAAAUCAGUGGAAUUGAACCAAUGCCUGGGGAAGAAAAAGUUUUGAUUACAUCGAAUGAUUCCAGGAUACGCCUUUAUGAUCUCAAAGAUAACUCUUUAUACUGCAAGUACAAGGGCUGCUCUAAUUCAAGUAGCCAAAUAAAGGCCAGCUUCAGCCAUGAUGGCCAGUACCUGAUCUGCGGCUCAGAGGACCACUUUGUGUACAUUUGGAGGACCCAGCAUGGAAUCCCAUCUUCACGUCGCGACAAAAAUGAAUUCUAUGAGAGCUUCUCAGCCCAUGACGCCGUGGUAACAGCUGCCAUAUUCGCGCCAGUGCCGUGGCUAGUAGUAGAGCCUGACCAGAGUGGGAACCCUGUGUCUUCUGAAGUCCUUGUCACAGCAGAUUGGGGUGGAGCCAUCAAGUUGUUUGUCAAUAGAUAGCAUAACAUCAAUCAUGGUCACAUAAUGGGAGUCAAAUAAUUCAAGGAUGGCUUUGUCAGUAUAAUACAUCAGCUGUAAUUAUUCAGGGCUCAUUUGACUGCAAGGUCAAAUGAUUCAGAGGUCACAUGAAUUCAAAGUCACAUGAUUAAUAGGUCACAUGACAGGUCACCUGAUCCGUGACUCACUUGACUUCGAAGCCCUAUGACCCAGAAGUCACAUGAAUGCAAACAUGGCUCACAGCUCAAAAUUAAAUAAUGGGAAAGCAUUUGCUUUAUAAUUUUGCUGCCCAUUUGAAAGGGAAAAAAGAUUAAAUGGUCAUAUGACCAGGUUGAUGACGUGUGACCAGACAACUAUGAUUAUGUGUUUUGAAUGAGGUAUGGUGAUUAGACUCGAGAAAUUUCAGAUGUUUUAGAAUCACAGAUUUGAAAGACCUACCAAUAGAGAAAAUGUUUUCUGGCUGGAUUAUUUCCUCUUGGCCAUGAGUUUAGAUAACCACAGUUUAAAUUCUACUUCAUAGAUAACCUCCAAUUUGAAAACAUAUAAAAAUUAGCUCCCUUAGAGGGGAGAGGCUAGGCAUGCUGCCUAAGAGGGGAGGUCUGCUGUUCUGUUCUGGUGCAGACUGUGUCUGUAAUUCAGCCUCUGUGAGGAAUACAGGACAGUAUACUUUUAAUAGCGGGCAGAACUGGACAAAGUUAUCCAUUGUUAUGAUAGAAUCUCACUUGCAGAUGAUAGUUGGGAUGGAUUCAGGUUGGUUCAGAGGGGGGUUAGGGUUUGGUUGAUUUUUGGGCACAUUGAUUUGGGGGGAUGCAACACAUAACAAUGGUGAGAGUCAAAAGUUGACUUUCUUUUUAUAGCAUUUCAUUACUUUAGUAGAGUGAUUUGCACCCCCCCCCAUGACCCCCCUAGACCCACCACUUGGUAGGUGGUGCUUUUACCAGACAACAUCAGUCACUAGUGUUUGUAGAGAGUACAUGGUAAUAAUUGUAUACAUUCUAUCGAUAUAACCAGCAAAAACAGUUGAAUUUUAGUUUUUUUUAACUGUCUUAAGCGUAACUACAAGAGAUCUUCUAUUCCUUCUGUAUGAUAAAGUUAAGCUUAAGUCAGUAUACACCCUAUCAAUAUCCAACAGAUACAAUUGAAUUAGGUCUUUUUUUUUGGAAACUGUCUUAGGCGAGGGCUAGAAAAUAUUUAGAUUGAUUCUUUAAUUGUAUAGUACUUUCUUUCAGUUAGAAAAUAUAACUUUGUAAGCCAUAAAUAGGAGAGAGUUACUUCUUCGAAAGAAGUGAGAGAAAGUGGAGGUCUGGAACCCCUGGCUAUGAUUUUGUGAGUGUGGAGAAAAAAAGACAAACCUUAUGCGUUCUUGAUGCCAUGAAUGUCUAAAUCAUCAAAGCCACUCUGUAAGUUCUCUUAAUGGUUUUGAAAAUAGUAUGAAUAAACUGAUAUUUGAAUAAUGCAAAA